UUUGACUGUCAGUGAUCUGUGUCUGCAUUACGGUCUGUGGGGCUGUGGUAAUACCAGAGAACAUGGAGCAGACGACAGCUGCAGCUGAGAAAUCCGUCCGUCCGUCUCGGAGUCUGAGUCCCGGUGAACAGGAGUACAUCAGCCAGAGGAAACGGAUCGUCCUGGAGUCUCUGAGCAGUCUGGGAAUCAACUGUACUGAAGACUCGGUCCCUCACAUAGCUCUGCUGGGGUCAGGAGGAGGUGAGAGAGCCGCGAUCGGUCUGAUAGGCUCUCUCUAUCAGAUGGAAAAGGACGGCCUGCUGGACCCUCUGCUCUACCUGGGAGGAGUUUCAGGGUCGACGUGGGCCAUGGCGUUUCUGUACAGCGACCCCCAGUGGAGCGUGGGGAUGGACAGAGUCAUGUCUACGCUGUUGGGUCCUGGGGUGGAGCUGGAGGAAGCUCUGGCGUGGCUGAGCAAGCAAGCGGAGGAUGAGAACUUCUCUCUCACUGAUAUUUGGGCGGUGAUGGUCUCUGCUGGAAUCAUGAAGCAGUUGGAUCUGCGGCAUCUUUCUGAGGAGGCCAAAAGGAACGCCACCAACCCGUACCCGGUCUACUGCGCCCUGGAGAAAAACUGCUUCUCACACGGACCAACAGAAGGUCAAUGGUUCGAGCUGACUCCUCAUGAGGCCGGCUUCACAGAGCUCGGUGUCUUCGUCCAAACGUCUCUGCUGGGCAGCAAGUUUAAAAAUGGAGAGCUGCAGGAGGAGAAGCCUGAGAUGGACAUGGUCAAACUCCAAGGUCUUCUUGGUUCUGCUUUGGCUGAUGAGGAGAUGAUUGUAGACUACAUGUCUGACUGGCUGAAAGCGCCCGGUGCCAUAAACUUUGCAGCUGCAGAGUACAAUCAUCGUUACCAAUCCAUUCAGAGACUCAUCGGUCUGACUAGAAACACUGUCAGACACCCAGACUCGCUGGAUGAACUCAACAACCUGCAGAAGCUUCUGGAAGACACUGAUAAGGCUAAUCGUGAGGCGGCCGCUCGGAGCGCUAGCAGGAGUGUGGAGGAUCCGACUUUUUUCCAGCCGAUGAGUGAGUCGCUGCACAGCAAGAUGGAGACGUGGGACGAGGGCCUGCAGGAAGGACGGUUUAAAGUUUGCGUCAUGUCUCUCAUCCAGAAGGUCUUUUCUCUGGUUGUGAAUUGGGAGUGGGGAACCACCAACAACUUCCUCCACCAAUACCAAAACUCCAGCGUUCCACAUUGCCUCCAUCAUAACGAAAGUUUCCACCUGAUUGAUGCCGGUCUCCUGGUUAACGUGCCCUUCCCGUCAUUUCUGGGGGACAGGAGAGACAUCGACCUCCUCAUCGUUCCAGAUUACAGCGCCGGGGAAAUGUUUGAGAGUCUGACUGAUGCCAGAGAUUAUGCAGCCAAGGUGAACCACCCUUUCCCAGAGAUCGAUAAUAAAACCAUUGAGGAGGACAGAGACUUUCCAAAGGGCUGCUACGUGUUUGAAGGGAAGGAGAAGGAGCCCACCAUCGUUUUCCUGCCGCUCUUCAACAGAGACAACUGCAAAGAUGCUGCAGAGGUGAAGGCACAGAUGGAGGAGUUCUCCACCUUCCAGCGUGGAUACAGCCCAGAGAAGAUCAAGUCUCUGUUGGAGAUAGCGAAGGAGAACAUGAGGAACAACAAAGAAACUCUGCUGAGGGAGAUCAACAAGGCCGUUCUCCGCAGAAGAGAGAGGUAGAGAUGAGGAUGAGAGGUUUCUCAGAGAGGAUGAAGACAUGGUUAACAGAAGUCUUCUUUCCUUCUCUCCUACAGGAAGUCUCAGCUGUGAAGAGUCUCCCAGUGUUUGGUUUGGUCAGCGUUUUUCUCCUGCUUAUAAGUCAGGAUGUAGUAACCAUGAAUGAAAAUGUGAAUGGAUGCUCUCAGAGGGACAAACACUCCUGAUAAUAAUAAUGUAGGGCUGGGCAAUUAAUCGCAAAUUAGUUUAAAUCGCAAUAUGGCCUGCUGCAAUUUUCAAAUCGCAGAAGGUGCAAUAUUUCUUUAACCUGAAAUUUUUGUCUAAAUACAAGUUUCGAAGUUUUGUUGCAGCAGAGAUUUUAUGCAAAACAUAUCAUGUAAUCAUUCUAGUGCCAUAUUUUUAGAAUAAUGUCCAAAAAAAUCAAAUUUUCUUCAUUUUUGUAUUUUUUUGCUUGUUUAAUAUGAUAAUUAUAUUAAAAAUGUCAUUCCUUUAAUACAGCAGUUAACAUCAAAUUUGCAAAAUGAGUUAAAAAAAUAAUCACAUUUGGAUGUUUUUAAAAAACUGUUCUGCCUAGUUUAAUUGAAUAUUAUGUUGUUAUAUAAGAAUGAAUUAUUGCUUUUUUUUGUUGUAAAAUGCAUGACUUAAGGAACUUAAGAAUUAAUCGCAUACUAAAUCGCAAUCGCAAUAUUGGGCAAAAAAAUCCCAACAAGAUUUCUUUCACCAAAUCGCUCAGCCCUAUAAUAAUGCAUGAUCAUGUCAUUUAAUCAUGGCUACUGAGUGAGCGUGAUGCAUGAGGACAUUCAGUCAAAUAAAGAUCAGUUAAAGCUCC
This is a messenger RNA of Cheilinus undulatus (humphead wrasse), 2544 nucleotides long. Its product is annotated as cytosolic phospholipase A2 gamma-like. The coding region runs from base 63 to 1718 and encodes 551 amino acids. Gene Ontology annotation, molecular function: calcium ion binding; calcium-dependent phospholipid binding. Gene Ontology annotation, biological process: glycerophospholipid catabolic process. Lineage: Eukaryota; Metazoa; Chordata; Actinopteri; Labriformes; Labridae. The record is from RefSeq and is a predicted model, not a curated record. The transcript has 13 exons. Gene Ontology annotation, cellular component: cytosol; nucleoplasm; nuclear envelope.